CCGAGGGUGACGCGUGGCGUAAACUACACUGACGACCUGCGCCUGUCACCACCCCCCGGGGUUAGUAGCAGAGGAGGAGCGGGCGCCAUGGCGGUUCUCCUGGAGACCACUUUGGGCGACGUCGUCAUCGACUUGUACACCGAGGAGCGGCCGCGUGCCUGCUUGAAUUUCUUGAAAUUGUGCAAAAUAAAAUACUACAAUUAUUGCCUUAUUCACAAUGUACAGAGGGAUUUUAUCAUACAAACUGGUGAUCCUACAGGGACUGGCCGUGGAGGAGAGUCUAUUUUUGGCCAACUGUAUGGUGAUCAAGCAAGCUUUUUCGAGGCAGAAAAAGUCCCAAGAAUUAAGCACAAGAAGAAAGGCACAGUGUCCAUGGUGAACAAUGGCAGUGAUCAACAUGGAUCUCAGUUUCUCAUCACUACAGGAGAAAAUCUAGAUUACCUUGAUGGUGUCCAUACAGUGUUUGGUGAGGUUACAGAAGGAAUGGAUAUAAUUAAGAAAAUUAAUGAGACCUUUGUUGACAAAGACUUUGUACCGUAUCAGGAUAUCAGGAUAAAUCAUACGGUGAUUUUAGAUGAUCCAUUUGAUGACCCUCCUGAUUUAUUAAUCCCUGAUCGAUCACCAGAACCUACAAGGGAACAAUUAGAUAGUGGUCGAAUAGGAGCAGAUGAAGAAAUUGAUGAUUUCAAAGGACGAUCAGCUGAGGAAGUAGAAGAAAUAAAGGCAGAAAAAGAGGCUAAAACUCAGGCUAUACUUUUAGAGAUGGUGGGAGACCUACCUGAUGCAGAUAUUAAACCUCCAGAAAAUGUGCUGUUUGUGUGUAAAUUGAACCCAGUGACCACAGAUGAGGAUCUGGAAAUAAUAUUCUCUAGAUUUGGGCCAAUAAGAAGUUGUGAAGUUAUCCGGGACUGGAAGACAGGAGAGUCCCUCUGUUAUGCUUUUAUUGAAUUCGAAAAGGAAGAAGAUUGUGAGAAAGCGUUCUUCAAAAUGGACAAUGUACUUAUAGAUGACAGAAGAAUACAUGUGGAUUUUAGCCAGUCUGUUGCAAAGGUUAAGUGGAAAGGAAAAGGUGGGAAAUACACCAAGAGUGAUUUCAAGGAAUAUGAAAAAGAACUGGAUAAACCAUCUAAUUUGGUUCUGAAAGAUAAAGUAAAGCCCAAACAGGAUGCAAAAUAUGAUCUUAUACUAGAUGAGCAGGCCGAAGACUCAAAAUCAAGUCACUCACACACAAGUAAAAAACACAAGAAGAAAACCCGUCACUGCUCUGAAGAAAAAGAAGAUGAGGACUACAUGCCAAUCAAAAAUCCUAAUCAGGAUAUCUAUAGAGAAAUGGGGUUUGGUCACUAUGAAGAAGAAGAAAGCUGUUGGGAGAAACAGAAGAGUGAGAAGAGAGACCGAACUCAGAACCAAAGUCGUAGCCGAUCUCGAGAGAGGGAUGGCCAUUAUAGUAAUAGUCACAAAUCCAAAUACCAAACAGAUCUUUACGAAAGAGAAAGGGGUAAAAAGAGAGACCGAAGCAGAAGUCCAAAGAAAUCCAAAGAUAAAGAAAAAUCUAAGUACAGAUGAAAGAUGAAGAGGCAGAAUCGAGUGGCUAACAUAUUUACUCUUGUCUAACUUAGAGUGCCAGGAAAGCAGAUGCUUAGAUUUUGUGUCAAAGCUUGUUAUUUUUUUUUUCAUACUAGGAUUGUGGCCCUUUAGAUUAAUACUGAUUAUAUAGGGCACUGAAAAAUAAAGAACUGAACAUUUUCUUUGUAUACUUUUUUACACUAAUUUUAUUGUUAAACAUAAAUGGUAGUCUUCAUUUUUGAAAUCUUUUACAUUUUCACUCUUUUUUUAAUGAAGUAUUUCAUACUACAAAAAUACAUAAGCAUGUAUAUAUAAAGUAAAGGGAUAAUAGAUGUAAAUAUCUGUGUCCUCAUCAGCCAGCUUAAGAUACAGAAUAUUGCCUCCAUUUUAGAAGUCCCUUAAGUGUCCUCUCCCUCUCAAGUAAUUAUUUGGAAUUUUGUGUUUGUCAUUUGCUUAUUAUAGUUUUACAACAUAUGUAUGUAUCUGUAAAUGAAGUGUUAAUUUUGUAUGUUUCUGGAUUUUAUAUAAAUGGCAAAAUGUUUACUUCUGUGACUUUCUUUGAUUUUUAUUGCUAUGUAGUAUUAUAUGAAUAUACUACAGCUUUUCUCUUGAUGGACAUUUGAGUUCUGUUUAUUUUUGCUAUUGAAAAAAUGCUGCUGUGAACAUUGUCUAGGAAUUAUAUUGUUCGAUAUGUUGAUAAAAUAAUGCCAAAUU
Messenger RNA from Saimiri boliviensis boliviensis (Bolivian squirrel monkey), 2280 nucleotides. It is a transcript of the gene PPIL4, whose product is annotated as peptidylprolyl isomerase like 4. Gene Ontology annotation, cellular component: nucleus. Lineage: Eukaryota; Metazoa; Chordata; Mammalia; Primates; Cebidae. Gene Ontology annotation, molecular function: RNA binding; peptidyl-prolyl cis-trans isomerase activity. The record is from RefSeq and is a predicted model, not a curated record. Gene Ontology annotation, biological process: protein peptidyl-prolyl isomerization.